Molecule: messenger RNA, 838 nt
Organism: Styela clava
Lineage: Eukaryota; Metazoa; Chordata; Ascidiacea; Stolidobranchia; Styelidae
Source: RefSeq, a predicted model, not a curated record
UUUUGCAUAACUUAGAUAGAAAUUUGUACUACAAACAGCCGAGACUGUCAUACUGUAUUUCUCCAGGAAGAAAAUUCUCCAAAAUGGAGAUGGAACGACGGGAAGAUGUAUUCUCAGAAGUAGCCAAAAAAUUCCCAAUGAGAGAAUUCAAGAAAUUUGCCAAAUCUGAGAUCGGUCUUGUCCUUGAUCACAAUGACGUCGUAUCGAUUAUUGCGAGCAACAACUACGAAUCAGACGAAGAACAAAAAGUUCAAAUUCUUUAUCAUUGGGCAGAGAAAAAUGGAACAAGAGCAACAAAUGAGAAGCUAAGACAACUUGUUACCGACUACUUCAAAAUGGAGGAAUCUUAUGUACCUGGCGAAAGACUUGAAGACGUUUUCCAGAAGAUCGUAGAAAGAUUUGCAAAUAUCGAACAGUUCAAACGUUUUGCUCGAUCUAAGCGUGGUCUCUCACUAGAUGGUAGCAAAGUUCGUUCAAUUGACGAAGCUAAUAGCUCGUCAGGAGACAAAUGCAUUGAAAUGUUGCUGGCUUGGAAACUAAAAAGUGAUUUUUUGAAGAGUCAAAUUUAUCGGCAAAAAUAAAAAAAUUGGUUGAUGAUUAUUUUUCUGAAGAAGAAUUUAUGCCAGAAGGUGCUGAAGGUUCGAGUCAAGCAUCUACUAGUCAACAACGGACCCGAAAUCAACAGAGUCAAGAAUCCAAUGAUGAUACUAGAAAGAAGUCUAGCACAAGAGACAAUGACGAAACAGGUCAAGACGGGCCAAGUCACGGUGAUAGCGAUGAAAAAGAAAUAAAACAAUCUCCCCAAGGCAAAAAGAAUAACGCCCAAAAGAGCGAACAA